ACGAUGUUGCCCUUCACGCCACCGAUCGUGAAGCGGUUGCUCGGCUGGCGGAAGGUUCCGGCAGACGAUGCUGCCGAAGGAAAAUGGGGCGAAAAGGCGGUCAAAAGUUUGGCCAAAAAGAUGAAGAAAACGGGCGCCCUAGAGGAGCUGGAACGGGCCCUUACGAUACAGAGCUGUCACACAAAAUGUAUACCGAUACCAAGAAAUGGUUCAGCGAAUGGAGAAAAUGGAGUUGCGCUAAAGAAAGGUAUUCCUCACGUAAUAUACUGUCGACUGUGGCGCUGGCCUGAUUUGAAGAGUCAGAUCGAGUUGAAAGCACUGGACGUAUGCGAGUACGCAUAUCAUCUAAAGAAAGACGAGGUGUGCAUUAAUCCAUAUCACUACACUCGUAUCGAAUCGCACUCGCAACACUCGCAGCAUCAGCACCAGCCGCAGCAACAUCAGCAACAGCAGCAGGCCCAGCAACCGCUGACCAUAUUGGUUCCGAAGAACCUAUCGAACCUUCAGGGAGAAAGCUCUGUUACCUACACAUUGGAUGAUCUAAGUAAUACCGUACCAGUCAACAUACAGUACAAUGCAUUAAAUGAUAACUAUGUAACCAGUCCUCAACCAUCGCAAGUAUCAGCCCGGCAGCUACACCAGCAACUGCAGCAGCAGCAACAGCACCAGCAGCAACUUCAACAGCGACAGCAUCAUCUUUCUUCACCGUGCUACAUGGAGGCAACACUGGGCCAACAGAUACCGACCAACACAACGAUUAUGGACUCGGUUAGCGUCAGUGUGGGCAACAUACCGAACACCGAGACGCCACCGCCCGGUUACAUGUCUGAGGACGGUGAUCCGCUCGAUCAGAAUGACAAUAUGACCGAAUUGUCUCGCAUGUCACCAUCGGAUAUGGACACACAGCCCGUAAUGUACCACGAACCGGCGUUCUGGUGCUCGAUCAGCUACUACGAGCUAAACCUGCGCGUCGGCGAAACGUUUCACGCCUCCCAACCUUCCAUCACGGUCGACGGGUUUACGGAUCCUUCCAAUUCGGAACGAUUUUGUCUUGGACUGUUGUCGAACGUGAACAGAAACGAGGUUGUGGAGCAAACGCGCCGUCACAUUGGCAAGGGCGUGCGGCUGUACUACAUCGGCGGGGAAGUGUUUGCUGAGUGUUUAAGCGAUUCCAGCAUCUUCGUACAGAGCCCGAACUGUAAUCAACGGUACGGGUGGCAUCCGGCAACGGUGUGCAAAAUACCACCAGGAUGCAAUUUAAAAAUCUUCAACAAUCAGGAAUUUGCAACGCUACUGUCAGAUUCCGUAUCGGCGGGAUUUGAAGCCGUCUAUCAGCUGACCCGGAUGUGUACAAUCCGUAUGUCAUUCGUGAAGGGAUGGGGCGCAGAAUAUCGUCGACAAACCGUUACCUCAACGCCGUGCUGGAUAGAGCUGCAUUUAAACGGUCCCCUGCAAUGGCUCGACCGCGUCCUCACCCAGAUGGGCUCACCACGUUUGCCAUGUAGUUCUAUGUCCUAA
This is a messenger RNA of Anopheles marshallii, 1518 nucleotides long. It is a transcript of the gene Smox, whose product is annotated as mothers against decapentaplegic homolog 3. Gene Ontology annotation, molecular function: DNA-binding transcription factor activity, RNA polymerase II-specific; I-SMAD binding; RNA polymerase II cis-regulatory region sequence-specific DNA binding. The transcript is spliced from 8 exons. The record is from RefSeq and is a predicted model, not a curated record. NCBI's taxonomy places the organism in Eukaryota, Metazoa, Arthropoda, Insecta, Diptera, Culicidae. Bases 4 to 1518 code for a protein of 504 amino acids. Gene Ontology annotation, biological process: cell differentiation; regulation of transcription by RNA polymerase II; BMP signaling pathway. Gene Ontology annotation, cellular component: heteromeric SMAD protein complex.